UACAAGAGGGAAGGAAGAGUGGGAAUACAGAAGAGAGAUAGAGGAAGACUAGGCUGAGCGGUUAAGCCAGGUGCCCCGGACAGCCAAAGCACAGACAUGAAUAACCGCUCCAUCGCGUGGUGGCUGAGACAGAUCGGACUCCCUCAGUACACCAAGAACUUGGAGGGCGAAUUCUAUGGUCUGGAGGGCUUACUGAAUGUGACAGAGGAGGAGCUGAGAGGAGCAGGUGUCGAGGACCCCAGCCACAGAGAGACCAUCCUGAAGGAGCUGGAGAGGCACAGGCACAGAGUGGACCCACACUCUGGAGACCAUGUGAAGAGAAGGGUCAGCCGAAAACAUUCACUAGGAUCAUCCAUGGACCUGGUGAAGCCACGGAAGGACCUGUUUCGCCAGAGCGUCCUGACCCACCUCCAGCGUGCCGACAAGAAGCACCGCCUCUCAGCCUCCUGCUCGCAGCUCCAGCCCCUGACCAAGGAUCACAAGGACCUGAAAGAGGAGAGUAAACACAGCAAGAGGAGGAGUGUGGCCACAUACCUCAGCCAGUUCAAGGUGUUCCACGGCGGGCGUAGGGAGAUGGACGCUUUGAAGAAGGAGCUGGAGGAGGAGCUGAAACUGAGCACAGACGACGUGAGGAGUCAUGCCUGGUACCACGGGGCCCUCAGCAGAGAGGCGUCCGAGGCUCUGCUGGAGAGAGACGGGGACUUUCUGGUGCGUGAGUCUAGCUCUGCUGAGGGGGACUAUGUUCUAAGCUGCUUCUGGAAAGAUGACCCCAUGCACUUUAAAAUCAUACGGGUAGUACUGCGGCCCAAAAAGGGUUACUCGCGGGAGCUGUUCCAAUUUGAGGAGGACCGUUUUGAUAGUGUUCCGGCUCUGAUCCGGUUCUAUGUUGGGGGGCGGCAACCAAUAUCCAAGGCCUCUGGAGCUGUCAUCUUCCACCCAAUUGCACGCACUCUCCCCCUACGUGUCAUCAGCGAGCGACAGGAGGAGAGUAAAAACAAGUGCAAGAGAAUGCCCAACUCAGACCGGGUCAAACGCCGAAGUUUCAGCACAAUACAUGGUGAUAUGCUGCAGGUGACCAACCCUCUGCUCAGAAGUGGGAGUCACCCGACUAAUCUGGAGAACGUGGGCUGUUCAGCAUCACUACAAUCUGCACAGUCCGACAGUAACCUCCGUACAGGAGUCCCACAGAAGGUCGAGAGUAGAGUACCUCCUCCCCUCUCUCCAGUGUUCCGCACCGGGAGUGAGCCUCUGCUGAGCCCUCGAGCAGGACACUCACGGCCCUGUCUUCCAGGUGGAGGAGUGACUCUAAGAGGCUCCGACGGACAGUUACACCAACGAGCUCCACCUAAGCCCCUGCGCAUCUCCACCAUGUUCCCCAACGCUGUGCCCCCUCCCCCAUCCAACACAGACAGAGAUCCCUCCUCACUCUAUGAUGAGCUCAUCAUACGGGUGCCCAUGCGGCGUAAAGGACAUGUAGACCGUCUGCGAGCAGAGGAGAAGUGGCAGAGCCGAGCCCGCCUCACAGAGACCUCCUUCGGCUUCCUGGAGGCUCAGAAGAACGAGGAGUGUGCUCUACUGCUCAGGACAGAAGACAACAGCUGGACAUUUGAACGGCCACAAGUGGAGAGCACCUCCUGUUUCCGGCUGGCGGAGUUCCAGCCCACCCUGUUACCAGAGAACAACAGACCUCUGGACCCCACAGUCCUCAUGUCUCUGAAAGAACUGUUCAACCGCUACGACGCUAACACCACGGCUCUGCACAUGCUCAGUGUGGACUGCCAGGUAGCCCGUAUUAUUGGGGUGACUGAGGAGCAGAGGAGGCAGAUGGGUGUGGCCUCAGGGUUGGAGCUGGUCACACUGCCACACGGACGCCAGCUGCGCCAGGACCUGUUAGAGAGGCACCAUUUGAUUGCUAUGUGCAUGGCUGUGGACAUUCUUGGCUGUACUAGCACUGUGAGCCAGAGGGCAGCAGUCAUACAUAAGUUUAUCAUAUUGGCCCAGGCUCUGAAGGAUCACGCCCACAACCUCUUCUCCUUCUCUGCGGUCAUAAAGGCCCUGGAGAUGCCUCAGAUCAUGCGUCUGGAGAUGACAUGGAGAGCCCUCCGGAGGAACCACACAGACACUGCAGUGCUGUACGAAAAGAAACUUAAGCCCUUCAUGAGUGCACUCAAUGAUGGAGACGACUCAGUGUUGGAGGGCCCCAUCGCAGUGCCUCACCUGCUCCCUCUGCUCAUGGCCAUGGAGGGUGAGGACCCCGUGGAGAACAGUGAGCACGGGUGUCAGACCCUGUAUGACCUCCUCCAAUCAGCUCGCAGCUCCGCUCUCCACGCCAAUGACUACCAGCAGCAUGCACAGGCACUACUCACAGGCUGGGAGCCGGUGCCUGAGCUGCUCGAGGCCUUCCGCACAGAGUUUGCCCUGCGCCUGCUCUGGGGCCAGUCCGGAGCCGCCGCGGACCGGACCACUCGCUACGAAAAGUUCAACAAGAUCCUGUGUGUGCUGUCCGACAAACUGGAACCUGUGGAGCUGCCGUCAGAGGGCGAUGUGGCCAACUGCGACUGACACGGACUCACUGUGCUGUUGUUGUGUCCUCAGGCAAGACACUACACCAGCCUUUUCCCUGAUGUCUGUAUACGAUGGUGUUGAGUGAGAGAGUGCCCGAGUGUGAAUGGGUGAAUGGUUGGUAUUACGUGUUUCUUGUCAGUCUAAAUACAGUAAGUGCCUGUGCCCUCAAAGGUAACUAAUACUACAUGCAGAACAAGUCCAAGUUUCAAGAUGAAAAAAAAAGAAAAUAAUAGGCCACAUUCAUAUUUUAGAGUUUGAUGUUAUAAUUUCAGAUGGAGGGCAGGGACCUAUAUAACUCUAUGGGAGAUUUACUGUUUGGAAAGAAAGAAAAGUUAUGAUCCACUGAUGAUCCAUAAUAUCAUGGUUUAAAUUUCCCUUUAACUAAGAACAAUCACUUUCAACAAUCACUGAAGCUAUUUUGAAGAAAAAAUGGUGUUUAUUUUGUUGAUUUGUGCUGACAGAGAUGACAUUUAACUUGCGUCAGUUUCAGGUAAAGAAUACCUUCCUUAUUUGAAAAUGAUAUCUUAUGAAUGAUGAUAUCUUUAAAUCAGGAGGGUAAUUUUUUACUCCUCCAUCUAUAUUAAAUAUUAUUGGCCAAUAGAAUGUUGUGAUGUCAUCUGAAACCUAGGACAACCCUGCAAGCCUUAGUGCCUCAUGGAAUAGUGCCUUAUUCCAUGUACACAGUGAAAGAUUGGACCCUGUUUGUGUACUGUUCACAAGUGACUUCACUGUCAACAGACACUGUUUUAAGUGCAAUGUUUGUUUGUUGUUGUUAAUCUAAACAUUCUGUAUAGACCUUUUAAAAUGCUGUCAAAAUGGAGGCAAAUAGAUGUGACUGGAGGCAGAUUAAGCAGAUAUUAUGAUGUAAUGUUUUAAUGAUAAACUGACAUCAGGCCUUGAUAUAAAAAAUAAUAAACAACACAUUUGAAUUUCCAGGAUAGAAAUGCCAGUUAGCGUCUGUUAAUAAGAGAAAAAAAAAUCUAUUUUCAAGAGCCAAAUCCGUGUUUGAGUUUCACACAAAAAAUAAUUUAUGGUAAAUUGUGUAAUAUAUAUCUACUACAGUAAAAAAAAAAAAAAGAUGUGGUCUGGCAACACACAAGUAUUUGUCCAGUAAAUUCUAAAAAUCAUUGUUUAUCCUUAAAAUGGUCAUAAUCAUAAUCUCAAAUUAAAUAAAUAACUUUUUAACACAAUUAUAAAUGUCUCUAAAUCGGGCUCUGAUACCACUCUUAUGUAGCAUUUGUCACCCACAUAGAGUUUUCAUAUCCUAUGAUAUUCUGCGGUUAACUUCCAGUUUCAUUGAAAUCACGUUAUGUUUCACUUCACUUUUGCCGUCAGUUGUCUCCAUUUUCGGAAUUUAAAUGUUAUUUUUUUGUUUACAAAUCUUUAAAGGGUCUAUAUUUCUUAAAGUGCAUGUGACAGGUUAGACUACUCAUUUCACUAAACCAUAGUUAACAUCAUUUAAGAUUUGACUAAAAAUCUUGCAUAGUUUUUAUUUAUUUUCUUUAUGAAGUUUAUCAUUUUAUUUCUAGUUGGACAGCAGAUAUGACAUACGCAGAUCUUAAACAAGGGUCAAAACUUAUACAAAUUACACAAUAGUGACACAAUACACAAUAGUGACUAACACAAAUACAUGACCACACUUGUAUUUUGUUAAAUGAAGUUUAAACUGUCAGAAAAAUGCCUUCCAUGUUCCUAAGUUGUCUCAGCAUUUUGGAUGGAAUUUGUGCUAAAGUAGUCUGUUUAAGAAUUUACCACUACUUAGUGUACUUUUCAAGUUUUUUGCACAAACUGUGACUUAACCGAUGUAAAACUAUGAUCAAUAUUUACCACAGGUUCUAUCCCACUAUAUAUAAAACAUUAAAACCUGUCAUAUGCAUUUUAAGUGUUGUAUAGUUUUGUUUUUUUACCAACUUGUCUUUUGUCCCUUAUCUGUACUAGCCACACCUGUACUACGGUCUACUGGACUUUGACUGCAUUUUUAGACAAUGAUAAACACUCCCCUGCAUGUUCCUUUUUAAGGAUGUCUACCAAGUUUACCUGAAUGUGUCAAUACAAUGAACUUUCUUAUGUUUUUAAAGUUUUAUUUGAAAUUUCAAAUCCAGCCUAAACCUUAAACCUCCCACUACUGAACUACUGCUGUGAAAGACUCAUGUGCCUUUUAGUCUUAAGUAAAUGUGAUUUUAUUUUGUAAAUGUUUUGUUUUGUGGUUUU
This is a messenger RNA of Periophthalmus magnuspinnatus, 4776 nucleotides long. RefSeq names its product SH2 domain containing 3A (gene sh2d3a). The record is from RefSeq and is a predicted model, not a curated record. The transcript is spliced from 19 exons. Gene Ontology annotation, biological process: small GTPase-mediated signal transduction; positive regulation of peptidyl-serine phosphorylation. Bases 97 to 2562 code for a protein of 821 amino acids. Gene Ontology annotation, molecular function: phosphotyrosine residue binding; guanyl-nucleotide exchange factor activity. NCBI's taxonomy places the organism in Eukaryota, Metazoa, Chordata, Actinopteri, Gobiiformes, Gobiidae.